This is a messenger RNA of Monosiga brevicollis MX1, 4082 nucleotides long. RefSeq lists its product as uncharacterized. The record is from RefSeq and is a predicted model, not a curated record. Gene Ontology annotation, cellular component: signaling receptor complex. Gene Ontology annotation, molecular function: protein binding; transmembrane receptor protein tyrosine kinase activity; ATP binding. The transcript is spliced from 5 exons. Lineage: Eukaryota; Choanoflagellata; Craspedida; Salpingoecidae. Gene Ontology annotation, biological process: multicellular organism development; positive regulation of kinase activity; cell surface receptor protein tyrosine kinase signaling pathway. The annotation marks the transcript as partial.
CUUAUGCCGUUCCAAACGCUGGCGCACUUCAUACCUUGCGGCUGCUUCGUCGCACCACAUCCUGCAGCACGGUUGACCUGGACAUGUGCCCCCAUAUUUCGUCCUGUGGCUUGUUCUUGGGCAGGUCACUCUGCCGGCAGGUCCGCCUGCCCAAAGCUUGUUAUGCCUUGCGCUCUGAAGCCGCGUGCGCAGAUACGGCCGCGUGUUACUGGCAUGAUGGACUAGGCGCCUGCUGGGGCCACGAUGGGCUUUGUACCUCGGGUUCAGAGUGUGCUUCGCAGAUGUGUCCACUCGCCACUCUCAGCGAUGAUACUGUCCGUGCAGCUACAGUCCUAAGACUACCAACCACCAAUCGCAGCAUGUUUCUGUCCAGCAGUACUUCGGGUACAGGCUUUAUUAAGGUGGCUGCACCCAGUCCCACAACGGCAGGUUUGAUGAACGAAUACCCACUCAUUGCUCCGGACGAGGUGUAUCGUAUAGAUGAGCUUCAGCUUUCUAGCACCGAUUACUCCUACAGCUGCGAGUGUCAAGUAUACCCGCUCUCUCUUGUUCGAGUUGGUUAUUCCUCCGUCCAAGUGCAGCUCAUGGACGCGACCGCAAGUGACACUUCCGAUAAUAUUAGCAUUGCUCAAAUCAAGAACGGUGCCAUUACCCCCUUCAACACCGUGACUCGUGUCAACAGUUCAGUGUUUAGCAUCACCGGACUACAAAGCAAUGCCAUCUACACGCUGCUGGCCAAAUCUGACAGCUGUCCCGAUUCAAGUGUUGUUGUUGACCAUGCCGCUGGAGCUACCAUCCAGGUGCAGACGCUUGCCUCAAGCUUUCUUGGAUCGAGUGUCCAGCCCGGCUUUGUGCUCUCCGAUGGGCGCUAUCUGGCCUUUGCUGUCGUGACUUGGCGAGGUGAGCCUAGUGCCCUAAGCGUUCUGCCUGCCUCGGGCGCCGCCCUUCUCGAUCAAGUCAACAUGUCCGUGGCCGCAACUGCCAACGCGAGCAGCCUGCUCAUGACCGGCGUCGGCGAGCCCAUCCCAUCCUCGAGCGCCAACAACGAGCUCGCGAGCGUGGGCAGUACGCUCGUUUCAGCAGCCAGCAGCACCACAUCGCGAGUAGGCAGUACGCAGCUGCUGCUUUUGGCCCUCGAUGCCACGUUCACUGGGAUCGUGGUCACUCUGACCAGCGACUUUGGUCAUGAGCUUGUCUUGGACGUCUCUACACUUUUGUCACGCCCCACCAAUCUGGUUACCCCGCCUGCCAUUCGGGUAGUUUCAGAGGACGGUGUUUCCGCAACCGUGGCAUGGACGCACGACGCCGAGCAGCCUACAAAUAUGUAUCGUGUCCAGGCUCACUUGAGCCAGACUGCACUUCCUUCCAGCAUGCUCACCACGCAGGCUACAGGGCUCAGCUCUCAGCAGCGGGAGCUCCUUUCGUUGAGCGCACAGGCGUCGUACCGCAUACAUCUGUAUCGAACCCACUCUCUGAGCACGUCGUGCCACCCUGCAUUUGCCACGGCGCACUUUCAAGCCGACAAACUUGUUCAGUGCACAGCCACCAGCGUUGAUGGGGGCGACGCCGUUGUUGGGUUGUGGACCACCAAUGCCACGAGCUGGGUUGGCUUGGACACAAGUCCCAUCCCGUUUCCAUACAACUUGUACGUGGUGCCAGAGAUACUGCAGAUCUCCAACACCUCAAUUGUUGGACGCAUUCAGGUGGAUGAGGCGUUGCCAGUCAAUACGCGUUUUCGCAUUCGAAUCACGCCCUUUGAAGGCGAGUCUGAUGCACUGUUCAGCUAUCAAAUUGCCACUGAUCCCUUGGCAGAGGGAAACCAGCAAUUUCGCUUCACCGUCACCAACUUGGUCCCAGCAACGACGUACGACUUGGACGUGGCGCUUGAGAAUGAGGCUGGUCUGGGCUUUCCCAGCAAUUCGUCAACCAAUUUUACGACCAGCGCAGGCUUGCCCAAUGCACCCGUCAUCACCCAACGCGAGCUGACGUCCUCGAGUGCGCGUGUGCAGUGGGCCUACGAUGGCAUCAUCGACGAGUUUGAGGUGGUUCUGCGCAUGGUUGGGACUGACAGCGAAGUUCGAACUGCCUUGGCGGGUACAGCACGCCUGGCUGAGUUCUCAGAUCUGUCCACGGGUGCCAGUUACGAGUUAUCUGUUCUGGCCUUUAAUCAUGUGGGCUCUACCUCAAGCAACGUCAUGUAUAUAAACCUGCCCGUGCGCAGUGCCUCGCAGUCUCUGACCGAGGGCCUCUCCAAGACCGUGGUUGCGGGUGUGACCUCGGCCAUCUUGUUGAUCAUUGUCAUUCUGCUGGCCUUUUGUAUCAUCCGUGGCAAUCGCCAACGGCGCUACAACGAGCAGCUGGAACAGCAGCUUCGUUCCAUGAAGCUCGGUGUGGAAGAGCUUACAGUCAAGGUGCGCGACAUGUUCUCACGUGAGUUUGCCGAGACCAUUGGUGCCGAUGGUGAGGCCCGAGAGCGCGAGUUUGCUCUGCUGGAGCUCGAUCGUGCGCGUCUCAAGCUUGGCAAGGAGCUCGGCAAGGGUGCCUUUGGUAUCGUCUGCGUCGCCGACCUGCAGCGCCCUGACGGUCGUUCCCAGACUGUGGCCGUCAAGGCGUUGUUGGACGGCGUGUCGCAAACGGAGUUGGAGAAGUUUUUGAUGGAGGCCCGCCUGAUGAGUUUGUUGCACCAUGAAAGCUUGCUCGAACUCGUGGCUGUCUGCACCAAGGAAACACCCUUUUACAUUGUGACCGAAAUCAUGCCCAAGGGUGAUUUGAAACAGUACUUGCGAGACUGCCGUCCGACCGCCGAGGAACCGCGUGACCAGCUCACAAACGAAGACCUCACGUCCAUGGUCGUGCAAAUUUCAAAUGCCAUGCGCUAUCUUGAAGAAAUGAAAGUGAUCCAUCGUGAUCUGGCAGCUCGUAACAUUUUGGUCGCUGAAAACAACGUGGUCAAGUUGGCUGAUUUUGGUAUGAGUCGUAACAUUUACGAGGCCGAUUACUACAAGAAGCAGUCGGACGAUCGCGUUCCUGUCAAGUGGAUGGCGCCAGAGUCGGUCAACGAUCGCAUCUACACAAAUCUGUCCGACGUGUGGAGUUUUGGCAUCUUGUGCUGGGAGGUGUACAGCUAUGCUCGUGCCCCCUACGCCGAGUACACGGCCAUGGAGGCAGUGGCAGCUAUUGCGGCGGGCUAUCGUUUGCCCAAGCCAGAUGCAUGCCCGGAUGCGAUGUACGAUAUCAUGAUGCGAUGCUGGAUGUAUGUGCCAGCCAACCGGCCUGACUUUGUCGAGUUGGUGGAGGAGGUGCAGUUCUUUGUUCGCACUGGCACGGUCCGCACGCCGUACAAAGAGCCGGAGGUGGACCUGGCAUCGAGUGGCACCACGUUCAAUGAUGCAGGCUAUGCUCAAGAAGAUUCCGUCAACUUUGAUGAGUCAAACAACGCUUUGAGCAUGGGAGGCGACGGCUAUCUGCAAGAAUCAAGCGUAACCUCGUCCAAUGCCACUCGCCUUACCGAUAACGGCUAUGUGCUUGAGUCCGAGGCGCUCGCACCGGCUGCAGAGACCACGCGCGUAUCCCUCGUGAACAGCUCGUAUUCAUCCGACGCCCCAGCCCGCCCACCCAAGCCGGGCCACAUGAAUGGGGCCUCUGAUGGCCACGAUAGCAGCUAUGUGCGUGACGGUGCACGUCUGCCUGGUCGGCGCGCGCCUGGUGAAGGUAACUACAUCUUGGAGAUGAUGCCUUCCCAUGCUUCCAGUCGUGCAGCUCUGCCCGGUCGCAAAAACUAUGUGGAGGACCGAGGCGGGCAAACUGGGGCUGGGGCGCCCAACAAUGGCUACAUGCAGUUGUUGCCUCAUGAAGCGCAGGCUGUACACCGCGGUCCAGCACAUGUCUCGCCGUAUAAUCAGCUGCCGGCAGAUCACGUGUCUCAACCUCAGGCUUACGACCAUCCGCCACCCCGCAACUAUGCCAACCCCUACCUGAACCCUUACUUGACUGGACACGCUACGCCUGUUCACGGUGGUGGGCGCAGUGCCCUUCCGGGCCGGCGGCCGCAGCAGCAGCAGCAACAACAAGCUUGGAGGUAG